CCCUCAUGAGGUUUAUAAUCCACAUAGACGGAUAACUUAAAGACAGUAUAAAAGACCCAAGAUAAAAGCGCACACACUAGUUAAAGGUCCGGUUGCUGCAUGACUGCUUGGUCAAUCAACCAGACACUAAGUAAGUGUCAUGUUAUUGACAGCUCAUAACUGUCAUCGUAUCUUAUGCAGAAGAGCAAAGGAUUUCUAAAUGUACAGAAUCUGUUGAUGAUAUCAUGUCUUCAGCUGGCAAUGUCUACAAUGUGUCAUUUGAUUUAUCUCUUCAGGGCUUCGAUCUGUCUCCUGAGAAGGCCAUUGUUGCGUUUGUCUUUGCCGCUCUGAAUUAUAUAAUUAUAUUGUUCUGCAACUCCUUCCUCCUGUUCACAAUCAUAACCAAUAAGGGUCUUCAUGAACCGAUGUACAUUCUCCUGUUGAAUUUGCCAAUUAAUGACCUCAUAGGCUCCACUGCCUUGUUCCCUCAUAUCAUGCGGGAGCUCCUGUUUGACACCAGGACCAUGUCGUUCUCCAUUUGUAUCACUCAGGCUUUCUUUAUACAUGUAUAUGCUCUGUCUGCGGUCUUUAUCUUGACUGCCAUGGCAUACGACAGAUAUGUUGCUAUCUGCCAGCCAAUGAGAUACAUUACCAUUAUGAGCAACGUUCACCUCAUGAAGAUCAUCUCGUUGGUUUGGCUCUCUAAUUUGACACUGAUAGCCGUGCUUUUCAUUCUCCUCCUGCGUUUGCCUCGCUGUAGGUCUUACCUUACCCAUCCGUACUGUGACAAUCCCUCCCUGCUUCAGUUGGUCUGUGGAGACACGACCAUUAAUAACAUUUAUGGACUGUUGUUGACAGCUGUCUGUCAGGUGAUAUCAGUUGGUCUGAUUUUGUACACAUACCUACAGAUCCUCAUAGCCUGCUUUCGCAACAAAAGCUCUGACACGAGAAGUAAAGCUCUGCAGACGUGUGGUACACAUCUAGUUGUCUUUAUCUUGUUUGAGUGUUUGGGUCUUUUCACGAUCAUCUCAUACAGGAUAAAAGAUAUUUCUCCUCACUUAAGAAAAUUCAUUGCGGUUGCUGCUAUGAUAUUGCCACCGACAAUGAAUCCUGUUAUAUAUGGAAUGAGAACUAAAGAAAUCAGGGUCAAAGGGACCAAAUUUUUCAAGAAAAAAGUUUUUGCAUUGUGAACAAAUAACUUUAGAAUCACAGUUUAG
Megalobrama amblycephala (Wuchang bream) is the source of this 1196-nucleotide messenger RNA. Its product is annotated as olfactory receptor 52E4-like. Gene Ontology annotation, molecular function: G protein-coupled receptor activity; olfactory receptor activity. Lineage: Eukaryota; Metazoa; Chordata; Actinopteri; Cypriniformes; Xenocyprididae. Gene Ontology annotation, biological process: G protein-coupled receptor signaling pathway. The record is from RefSeq and is a predicted model, not a curated record. Gene Ontology annotation, cellular component: membrane.